Molecule: messenger RNA, 1044 nt
Organism: Clavispora lusitaniae ATCC 42720
Lineage: Eukaryota; Fungi; Ascomycota; Pichiomycetes; Serinales; Metschnikowiaceae
Product: cleavage polyadenylation factor subunit
Biological process (GO): mRNA 3'-end processing
Cellular component (GO): mRNA cleavage and polyadenylation specificity factor complex
Molecular function (GO): mRNA binding
Source: RefSeq, a predicted model, not a curated record
AUGAGGAGAAACGGCCCACCCCAGUCAGGACCUUCUUCGUCUUCCAUUCUAUACAUAGGACUGAUUCCAUUUGAGUGGGACGAGGAAAAUCUCAAAUCUGUGGUAUGUGGCACUGGCAAUGUCCUAGAUGUGAGACUUGGGUUUGACCAUGUGGGUAAAAACAAGGGUUACGCUUUUGUAGAAUUCGAAACGCCACAACAAGCCUACCAAGCGAAGAAUCUUUUGUCGCAAGUCCAGAUCUUGCAUCCAGGGUCGAAAACACCCAAACGCCUUAGAAUCGAACUGUCGAAAGAAGGUUUCCGAACAGGCAACAAUGAAAACAAGCGCGUUAUCCCCUUCAACAUGGCCCACUUGCCACCUAGUGUACAGCUUCCUCAGGAAGUGAUUGCCAAGUUCCCACAAUUGCAACAACUGAGCCGCCCUCCACUGCAAUACCCGAUGUACCUACCUAAUAAUGGUGGGGGUUUUGAAGCCCCAAUGCCACAGCCACCAGCUCAGCAGGCCAACUGGGCAGCUCCAGUUAUUCCUGAACGCUAUUCUGCCGCUACGAAAAUGUUGCCACAUGUGGCGCAACUCCCGUUUGCAACACCAGACAAAAUCAAUCAAACUCUAAGCCAAAUUCCCCCUACGCAGCUCAUUGAAUUGAUUGCAAACCUCAAGAACAUAUUGAGCGGACCAGGAGCUCUGCGUGCGCCGGAUGUUUUUCAAAUUUCGCCAGCCUUGGCUACGACUGCUGCUCAAGCUCUUUUACUUAUGGGUCUUAUAGAUGAGGAAGUGAUUCAAGAGGCGAUGAAAGCAGGCACUCAGCCACCACCACAAAACGUGGGUGGGUAUAAUAAAGGUUAUAGUCAAUCGCCUCCGCCCGCCGCUACGCAAAGCAAGUGGCCUCAUCUUCCGCUUUCGACGCAAAUGAAGCUAGGCAAUUUGCCUCCUGAUCAAGCAGAGUUAAUUGCUCAAGUUCUUUCGUUACCAGCAGAUCAGAUCAAUUCAUUGCCUCCAGACAGACAGCAGAUGGUUGCCAGCAUACGCCAACAAUACUUAUAA